AGGCCGCGCAUGCGCCCCCCUCGUUUGCUCGCUCCCGCGGACAGGCCGCGCAUGCGCAGUCGCUCAGUCGGUGGGAGGGAGGUCGCCGUCCGCUCACUCCCCGCAGCCGCUCGUCUCGCCGCCGCCGCCGCCGCCUCCUCCUCAACAGCAGCCGAUAAAAUGGCAGUUCCACCAACUUAUGCAGAUCUUGGGAAAGCAGCCAGAGAUGUGUUCACCAAAGGCUAUGGAUUCGGUUUAAUAAAGCUGGACUUAAAAACAAAGUCAGAAAAUGGAUUGGAAUUCACAAGUGCUGGGUCUGCUAAUAUGGAUACUGCCAAAGUUGCUGGCAGCCUGGAAACAAAAUACAAGUGGGUGGAUUAUGGACUGACAUUCACAGAAAAAUGGAACACCGAUAAUGUUUUGGGAACGGAAAUUACCAUUGAAGAUCAGCUUCUGCAUGGGCUGAAGAUUGGAUUUGACUCUUCGUUUGCACCAAAUACAGGGAAGAAAAGUGGAAAAAUUAAGUCUGGUUACAAGAGGGAGCACGUCAAUUUGGGAGUCGACGUCGAUUUUGACGUUGCUGGCCCAGCUAUACGUGGAGCCGUCGUGGUUGGGUUUGAAGGAUGGCUUGCAGGUUAUCAAAUGACCUUUGAAACUACAAAAUCCAGAGUCUCCCAGAGUAACUUUGCUGUGGGAUACAAGGCAGAAGACUUCCAGCUCCAUACAAAUGUAAACGAUGGUACGGAAUUUGGUGGCUCCAUUUAUCAAAAAAUCAGUGACAAUCUGGAAACUGGUAUCAACCUCGCUUGGACAGCUGGGAAUAGCAAUACUCGAUUCGGAAUUGCAGCAAAAUACAAGAUUGAUGAUGAAGCUACAUGCUCGAUUAAAGUGAACAAUUCGAGUCUCAUUGGACUAGGAUACUCUCAAACUCUAAAGCCAGGUAUUAAAGUAAGCCUGUCAGCGCUGCUGGAUGGCAAGAAUAUUAAUGGUGGUGGUCAUAAACUUGGCCUUGGAUUUGAGUUUGAAGCAUAAACCUGGAAAUGGAACAAACCUACAAUCAGUAAAUUCCCAAAUAUUUUCCACUGUAGCUAUCUGAAGAUCCUGGUGUUUUUUUUUUCUGUUGAGCCAUGUGUCCAAGCAGUGUUGUAAAAUCAAACCGUCUUGUUUGGGGACUGUCCUCAGAAGAACAGAAUGCAUUUUCAAAACAUGUCAUUAUGACUAUUUAUUGUAACCCGUAGACAUUUGCAAUUCACCUACACAUGUCUAUUUUUCCUUCACGGUGAAGACUGGUUGUAUGUGGCGUAAAAACAAAACACUUAUUAUUGUUGGUUGAAAUUGUGGUCCCUUAUCCCUGCACCUUCUGAAAAGGUUGAUGCAACACAGCCAUAUGGAGGGAUUUGUAUGUUUACAGCUGGUAUUUGUGAUGGUUGGGCUUAAUAGAAAGUAAAAAAAAAAUACACACAAAAGAAAUUUAAUGUGCCAUCUUUUUAAAGAUUUACCUGUUGUGCUGUUCUUUGUUUAAAAUAAGUAUUGUCUUCCAAAUUCUGGAAUAUCAUUAAGGAAAAUACUUUGUUUAUCAGCCCUGAAUUUGAACACAUACCUUGUAUGCAUGCAAUUAUUGAAGGCUACCAAAAACUAUAAAAGUUAUCAUUUAAUCCAUAAGAAAUUGAAGGCCACAUAUGCAGAUGUCCGUCAUACUAAUGUACCUUGCACAUGCCUUUGGAAUACUACAUUAUUUAAAUAACGUGGGCCUAACAUUAUUGAGGUCUGCUUCUUUGGAGUCCAUUGUAAAUAUCCAUGGUUAGAGUUUUACUAUUGUCAGGUGAGUGUAUCUUCGUACUCCUUUGGAGGAAUAUGGAACAGGAAAAGAACAUUGGAAAGGAACUCAGUGGUAUUUUUUGAUGAUCGAUAGAUACCUUUAUUUCUGUGCCAGUCAGUUUCUUUUCUAGGGGCAGUCCUGAUUGUUCUGUUAGCCCUCGGUGGUGGGAAGCACUUCCAUCUGAUUACAAGGUCUAUGCAACAGAAUUUUAAACUAGUUAAGACUAACACAACUUCUACAAUGACAAAUCCAGGGCUUGUUGCCAUGUUUGGGUCGGUCUCCAGUGUUAUUUUUAAAUAUAUGUUUGCCUCAAGAUAGUUUCUAUAUAAAGAAUCAGCUGUAACAAACUGAAUUACCAAAGUGUUGUACUGGGCAAAUGUUGGCGCCUGCAUCUUUUUAGGAUAAAUAUUAUCUUUUAAAACAAAGUCACGAAGAACAUUUUCCUCAUCUGAAGUCAGCUGUUUUUAUUUGAGUUGAAAUAUUUGCAUUGUGUAACAUGUGAAGAGAAUUCAUCAAAUAUGAAAAUACAGUUUAAAAUAAAACUCAUUCACAAAUAAAAGCAAAAUGCUGGAAAUUUUCAACUGGCAACAUUUGUGGAGAGAGAAUUAGUUAACUUCUCAGGUUAAUGAAUUUCAUCAAGAUCAAUUCACAUGCAAAUAACUGUAUUGCAUGUUAUUGAAGCAGGUUAUGGAAAUGGUAUUUUUGAAAAUUAAUUUUGCCCAUCGUAAUGCAGCAUAUGUUGUCAUUUUAAUAUAUAUUGACACCACUGAUUAAUAUCCUGCUCUUCCCAAGAUGAACAGUUUUUAAUUUGCCUCUAGGUUUCAUCUAUGGCCUAAGGCCUAACCAUCUGCUUAAGUAUGCACUAACUUUUAAUUUUAUUACAUCCAAGUAGAGGAAUGUAUUACACGUGCCAAAGUGGUUUGUGAUUUGCCCAAACUAUUUUAAAACACAAAAUCUUUUUAAACCAUCAAUUAUGAUUCCAAGAGUUUUCUUUCCAAUGGACAACCAGCAUUCUGGAAUUGCCUGUUAUAAAUCAGCUUUUUUUUAAAGCAUUGUUUGCAAAAAUGAAACUUAAAAUUAUUAUAAAAUGCUUUAUUUGGAAACCAUCUGAACUAAUGCAUUGUUUCAAUUGUAAUAUAUAAUUUGGAGACCUUGAAAGUUUUUUGGUUUUUUUCUUCCAUUGGUUAAAAAUUACCUUUGUCAAGAGUCAAGAGAGUUUCUUGUCAUGUGUCCCAGAUUGGACAAUGAAAUUCUUGCAACUUUUCAAGCAGUAAUUUUUCAAGCUCUGGUGUGCAACCAAGUGGUAAAUGAAAUGUCAUCUUAGUUGUAUCUAUUUUUUGGGCACUUGGAGGUGCUUCAGUACAAAUUACGUGCCAUGAAACAUUAUUUUCUGGUGAGUGGAGACAGUUCCAGUCGGGUGUUUGUUAAUUUAAACAGUUGUUAAUCAUUAAACUCUAUUAUAGUUCCUGUUUUAUGUGGAUUAAUUGAUUAUUGCAGUUUCGGGAUCUACAGUGCAAGAUCACUCAUCUCCUGCCCACUUAAAAAACGAAAUAAUUUUAAAUAAUGUUUAUAUGCAACGUUAUGCAGUUGUAGAAAAUCCAAUAUACGAUAGGAAAUGCUUAAAUACUCUUCAGGUACCAUCAUUAACAAGAGAGACUUGGUGGCUAACAUUUGAGUCACAACCCUGCAUAAGAACCCAUUAAAAUGCUGACUGAUUGUUACGUGUUUUCCCUUUGUUUUUGUUACAAACUUUAAUGUGACCCGAAAGUUGUUGAAAAUAAUGUGGGCAUAAAUGUAGUAUUUCAAAACGGGAAUUGAUGUCACU
Messenger RNA from Leucoraja erinaceus (little skate), 3623 nucleotides. RefSeq names its product voltage-dependent anion-selective channel protein 1-like. Gene Ontology annotation, biological process: monoatomic anion transmembrane transport. The transcript has 9 exons. Gene Ontology annotation, cellular component: mitochondrial outer membrane. Lineage: Eukaryota; Metazoa; Chordata; Chondrichthyes; Rajiformes; Rajidae. Gene Ontology annotation, molecular function: voltage-gated monoatomic anion channel activity. The record is from RefSeq and is a predicted model, not a curated record. The coding region runs from base 10 to 1011 and encodes 333 amino acids.